Molecule: messenger RNA, 902 nt
Organism: Drosophila yakuba
Lineage: Eukaryota; Metazoa; Arthropoda; Insecta; Diptera; Drosophilidae
Product: serine protease 1
Exons: 2
Coding region: 24-842 (272 amino acids)
Biological process (GO): proteolysis
Molecular function (GO): serine-type endopeptidase activity
Source: RefSeq, a predicted model, not a curated record
CAUUCAAUUCAAUAUUGAUCACCAUGAAGGUUUUCGUAGUUUUGGCUUUGACUCUUGCCUGUGUGUCCGCAGGACUUGUGCCCCAGGCUCUGCCGGUGCGUCCUCGUGACAGGACAUCGACACCAUCUAUUACUGGUCGCAUCACGAACGGCAAGGACGCCGUGCCCGAUCAGUUCCCCUACCAGGUGGGACUCAGCUUCACCGGACCGGAGGACGGCUGGUGGUGCGGCGGCUCCAUCAUUGAUAACCAAUGGGUUCUGACCGCAGCGCACUGCACAAGCGGUGCCCUUUUCGUGACCAUCUACUAUGGAGCUACCGUUCGUACCAGCCCCAAGUUCACCCACACCGUCUCCAGCGCCAACUGGAUCCAGCAUGCCAACUAUAUCUCCCUGACCCUUCGCAACGAUAUCUCCCUGAUCAAGACGCCAUCCGUGACCUUCUCGUCCUCCGUCAACAAGAUCGCCCUCCCGGCUAUCGCCAGCAGCUACUCCACCUAUACCGGACAAGUGGCCGUCGCCUCCGGAUGGGGACUGACCUCCGAUACCUCGGAAACGGUGGCCCGCGAUCUGCAGUACGCUGAUCUCACGGUCAUUCCCAACGCCGUGUGCCAGGAGACCUUUGGCAGCUUGGUGGUCACCAGUCGUGUUAUCUGUGUGGAUGGUGUCAAUCGCACCUCCAUCUGCAGUGGUGAUUCCGGCGGCCCAUUAGUGGUGGACAACGCUCUGAUCGGAGUCACCUCCUUUGGAGCCUACGAUGGCUGCGAGAUUGGAGCACCAGCCGGAUUCACUCGAGUCACCAGCUACUUGGAUUGGAUCAAGAGCAACUCCGGAGUUUCCGCUUAAGGAACUUAUUCCGUUUUGUAAUAUUUUCAAUAAUAAAUGAUGCAUUAAAAAAAAAUCCUU